CACCAUCUUUCCAUAUUGUCCUUUCUCCCCACGACAUCCAUUGCACGCAGCAUUGGCCACCGCCACGUGUUGCAACUGCAAGCUGACUCUCUCCAAGAUGCCCUCCACAUCGUCGUUGGCGCUCAUCUGUGCCAUGGGCUCCCUCACAGCCGCCGCUUCAACUGCCCCUCGAGGUGUUGGCCCAGACUUCGUAUCCCACUACCAAUCCAAGACCGAAUUCGCCUGCAUUGCCAACCCCGACAUCAAGAUUCACUUUGACCGCGUCAACGACAACUCGUGCGAUUGCCCAGACGGCUCUGACGAACCAGGCACGGCUGCUUGUGCACACAUCGAUCCCCUUUCUCCCGGCCAGCCUCUUGCAGGAAGCAGCUCUGGCACCACACAAACCAAAAACUCACUGCCCGGCUUCUGGUGCGCCAACAAGGGCCACAUUGGUAGCUACCUGCCCUUCAUCUACGUCAACGACGGCAUCUGCGACUACGAACUGUGCUGUGAUGGAAGCGAAGAAUAUGCCAAGGUUGGAGGCGUCAAGUGCCCCAACAAGUGUGCUGAGAUUGGCAAGGAGCAUCGUCGCUUGGCCGAGGAGAAGCGCAAGAAGGCUGAGAGCGCAAGCAAGCAAAAGCAGGAAAUGGUCACCAAGGCUCAGGGCCUCCGAGAAGAAUGCCAAACAAAGAUUGCCCAGCUUGAGCGGGAAAUCAAGCGUCUCGAGGCGCAAAAGGUGUUGCUUGAUAAGACACAUGCCGAAGCACAGCGCCAGGACCGCACACGUGCUGUGAAGUCCGAGGGAGCUGGCGGCAAGAUUGGCGUCUUGCUCAGCCAAGCCAAGGCUCGCGUAUCUGAACUCCGCACAGCACUCGACAUUUCCGUGGCCGACCGUAUGAAGACGGCCGCGCAGGUGCAAGAACUCGAGACGAUCUUGCGCAAGUUCAAGGAGGAAUACAACCCCAACUUCAACGACGAGGGUGUCAAGGCCGCCGUCAAGAGCUACGAAGACUACGCCGCUCGCGAGGGCUCCAUUGGCGAUAGAACAUUCGACGAUCACACGAGUGUUCUGGCUGAAGAUGAUGAGAACAAUGGCGUCAACUGGUCCGAGUUUGAAUCUGACGAGAGCGACACUGAUAUCAUCUAUAACUUUGAGGCCUACCUCCCCGGCUUCCUUCGCACCACUGUCCACGAUGCCAUCGUCUCCAGCCGCCUCUGGCUCAUGGAGAAUGGCAUCCUUGCCGAUAACUCCAACGCCUCUUCCGAAUCACAGACCGCUCGUACCGCUCGCGAGGCCAAGGAGAAUAACGACCGUGAUAUCGAAAAUAAGAAGCGCGACCUGGAAAGCGAAAAGGAAGACUUGAAGAAGGAUUACGGUCCGGGUGACAUCUUCCGCUCCAUCAAGGGACAGUGUGCGGAGAUUGAUGCCGGUGAGUACACCUACGAGCUCUGCUGGUUGGACAAGACAAUGCAAAAGUCCAAGAAGGGCCACGGCCACACCAACAUGGGCAACUUCCGCUCCAUUGAUCGCGAAAUGGUGGAUGAUGAGGAGCGACUGGACGGUAAGAGUCUCGGCAAGGGAGAGCGCAUGGUUAUGCGUUACGAGGACGGUCAGGCCUGCUGGAACGGCCCAAACCGUCGCACUGAUGUCUGGCUGGGCUGUUCAGACAAGGAGGAGGUUUGGAGAGUCAGCGAGGCCGAGAAGUGUGUCUACAAGAUGGAAGUUGGCACCCCAGCUGCCUGCGACGACGUCCAGGCUGGCCAGGGCGAUAUCAAGGACGAACUGUAAACCUAUCAAUGCAAAAGCACAUAUCACCGCUUAUAUCAGCAAGCAAAAUACAACAAUCUAAUUUUACACAACAAAGAACAAGCA
Messenger RNA from [Torrubiella] hemipterigena, 1855 nucleotides. The record is from the annotation of a GenBank genome assembly. NCBI's taxonomy places the organism in Eukaryota, Fungi, Ascomycota, Sordariomycetes, Hypocreales, Clavicipitaceae.